Messenger RNA from Gymnodraco acuticeps, 2474 nucleotides. Its product is annotated as histone-lysine N-methyltransferase SUV39H1-like. The record is from RefSeq and is a predicted model, not a curated record. Bases 398 to 1594 code for a protein of 398 amino acids. Gene Ontology annotation, molecular function: histone H3K9 methyltransferase activity; protein binding; zinc ion binding. The transcript has 6 exons. NCBI's taxonomy places the organism in Eukaryota, Metazoa, Chordata, Actinopteri, Perciformes, Bathydraconidae. Gene Ontology annotation, cellular component: nucleus.
GUUAAAUCUAAACUGGGUUGGAAAAACGAUAGACGCCUCCGGUAUACCAAUACACGUUGAAUAUAGCACGUCGUAGUCUGGAGUAUUGAUUGUACAUACAGUACCAGAACACAACAAUAGUUGCUUCCUAACUAACAGCAGGCAGGCUAUUAUAACUAGAUACGUUCCUAACUUCUUCGUGAAAACUAGCUUCGUAAACAGCUAUUGUCUUCCGGCAGACACUCCUGACCCAAUGAGAGGACAAAUAGAUGACGUUCAUCCAAUCAUAAGCCGCUGCUGUCUCCCUGCAGCAGGAUCCUCCUACCAAUGUUGUAUCUCCAUUUUGGCGGCUGUGUGGAAAACAUGGCGGAAUAUUUGAAAGUGCGUGUGUGUGUCAGGUUGCAGUGUGUCCUGCAAGAUGUCCUGGGAGGACCUGCAGGCUCUGUGCCGCGGAGAGAAGCUCUACUGCAAACAGCUAGGGGUGAACCGAGGCAGCACCAAUGUCUAUGAUGUGGAAUUCAUCUGCGACUACAAGAAGACUAAGCAGGAGGAGUUCUACCUGUUGAAGUGGAAGGGCUUCCCGGAGUCGGAUAACAGCUGGGAACCCAAGAGGAACCUUAAAUGCCACAAACUGAUCAAGCAGUUCCACCUGGACCUGGAUCAGCAGCUGAGGCGCCACAAGAGACGCAACACCCCAAAAAAACUGGAUAAGGAAAUUUCCUCCUUCCUGGUCCAAAAAGCCAAGCUCCGUCAGAGUCUGAAGCGCUGGGAGGCCCAUCUGAACCAGACUCGCAACCACCCGGGCCGCAUUUUUGUUGCAAACGAAGUGGACCUUGAGGGCCCUCCAAAGAACUUCACCUACAUCAACAACUACAAAGUAGGCCAAGGGAUUGUGUUAGAUGAGAUGGCGGUGGGUUGUGACUGUAAAAACUGUUUGGAGGAACCAAUAAACGGCUGCUGCCCCGGGGCCUCGCUGCACCGCAUGGCCUACAAUGACAAGGGCCUGGUCCGGAUCCGGCCGGGACAGCCCAUAUACGAGUGUAACUCCCAAUGCAGCUGCAGCUCUGAGUGUCCCAACAGAGUAGUGCAGAAGGGCAUCCAGGUUGACCUGUGCAUCUUUAAGACGGAGAACGGCCGGGGGUGGGGGGUACGCACGCUGCAGCACAUCAAGAAGAACACCUUCAUCAUGGAGUAUGUGGGGGAGAUCAUCACGAAUGAGGAAGCCGAGAGGAGGGGUCUUGUGUACGACUGCCAGGGCUCCACGUACCUGUUUGACCUGGACUAUGUGGAGGAUGUGUACACCGUGGACGCAGCUCACCAAGGCAACAUCUCCCACUUUGUCAACCACAGCUGUAACCCCAACCUGCAGGUAUUUAAUGUGUUCAUCAACAACAUUGAUGAGAGGCUCCCAAGAAUCGCUUUAUUCUCAACACGAGCUAUCCGGAGCGGAGAGGAGCUCACCUUUGACUACAGGAUGCAGAUUGACCCGGUGGACACGGAGAGCACCAAGAUGGACUCCAGCUUCAACCUGGCGGGGCUCCCCGGCUCCCCGAAGAAGAGGAUCCGAGUGGAGUGUCGCUGUGGGUCCGACUCCUGUCGAAAAUACCUGUUCUGACAAAGGACUGGUAACACUGUCAUCUAUGGAGAGACGUUGAAAAUUGUACAGAUUUUUGUAUGAAUUUUUCUUUUCUUAUUGUCUAUGAAAUCUGAAAUUUAGCCAGAAACGUUUUAUAUGUGAAAUCCUCCAAUAUCAAAAUGAUCUAAAAUUUAAAAUAGAAACUGCAUCAGUGGAUUAUUUGAGUACUUAAAGAAACACAGUUUCAAUAUCUUUCUAACAAAAUGGAUAGGUCAUCAUGGAGCUGCACAUGGCGAGCGUCAUGUACACCGUCACCGCGGGAGAAGACAUUGUCACGAGGGCCAAAAAGACUAAACACGCAGAAGCAUGAAUGGGCCUUUAGGUGAUGACAAACUUACUGUUGUAAAAUUGUUCCACAGUUUGCAGAUCCAUUCCUGCUUCAGUCUGGACCUUCUGAGCUUACUGUAGUACUAGUGAGUAUACGUCCAGAUUUGGUGUAUCGUGUGUGUCUCCCCCCCCCUCGGCUGAUGUUCUGACUGCUCGAGUCUUCACCUCUUGAGAUCCUUUUUAGAGUUCCCACAUCUCAACUAUUAUCUCGGUGUCCACUGGUAGAAGUCAUGGACAAACAUUUUAUCCAGAUUGUUAGAAAAUGUCCAACCUCUGCUUGGCUUUAAAACGUCCUCUGACCUCAGCAGCUAGCAUUUUUCAUUAUUCACAUGGCUGCACACCACCAGGGAGGAGUAAGAAAAUGCUUCUCUGAUUAUAGUGAACUAUGUUUUUUAUAUUAAAAUGGGGAAGAUCAAAAUGACUCUUUCUAUUGGAUCUUUUACAGUGUAUAUAUUUUAACAUUUGAGUGAUUCUUCGUUGCUGACUGAUAGGUGGAGAGCAAAACAAUGUAAAUAAAUGUCUUUUACCGGUU